This is a messenger RNA of Pyricularia grisea, 1155 nucleotides long. RefSeq lists its product as uncharacterized. NCBI's taxonomy places the organism in Eukaryota, Fungi, Ascomycota, Sordariomycetes, Magnaporthales, Pyriculariaceae. The record is from RefSeq and is a predicted model, not a curated record. Gene Ontology annotation, biological process: proteolysis. The transcript has a single exon. Bases 1 to 1155 code for a protein of 384 amino acids. Gene Ontology annotation, molecular function: serine-type endopeptidase activity.
AUGCGCAUCACGGCAGCGGUCGCCUCCAUCCUGCCCCUGGCCCUCGGCGCCCGCCUCCUCAAAGCCCGCGGCGGUACCCCUCUCAACUCGUACAUUGUGGUGCUCAAGGAGGUCUACAACGGCGGAGAAGUGACCAUAUCGGACGUCGAAGACGGGCUGGGAGACGUCAACAAGACGCAGACGUACACGAGCGCCGUGGGAUUCAGGGGGUUCGCCGCGAAGCUCAACGCCACGCAGCUCGACGCGCUCAAGUCGUCGCCCAAGGUCGAUUACAUCGAGGAGGACGCGGCGGUGCGCAUCAGCGGGUCCGUGACGACCCAGACUGACGCCGACUGGGGCCUCGCCCGCCUGUCGAGCCGCACGCCCAACGGCACGACUUACAAGUACGACGCGACGGCCGGGGCCGGCACGUGCGCCUACGUCAUUGAUACAGGCAUCAUGAUAGGGCACUCCGAGUUCGAGGGCCGGGCGACCUGGGCUGGGAAUUUCGUCGACAAAAACGACACAGACGGCAACGGGCACGGCACGCACGUCGCGGGGACCAUAGGCGGCGUGACGUACGGGGUGGCCAAGCAGACGAGGUUGUUCGCGGUCAAGGUGCUGGAUUCUUCGGGGAGCGGGACGAACUCCAUGAUCAUCGCGGGCAUGAACUUUGUGGUGCAGGACGCGCCGAAACGGAACUGCUCCAAGGGCGUGGUGGUCAACAUGUCGCUGGGCGGGGGGCGGUCGACGGCGGUCAACUCGGCGGCGCGGGCCGUGGUGCAGGCGGGCUACUUCCUCGCCGUGGCGGCGGGCAACGAGUCCAACGACACGGAUCUGUACUCGCCGUCGUCCGAGGAGAGCGUGUGUGCCGUGGGCGCCACGACCCGCAACGACUCGAUGGCUUCGUACAGCAAUUUCGGAGCCGGCGUGGCGUUGUUUGCGCCGGGCAGCGACAUCAAGUCGGCUUGGAACGACGGCAACACCAAGAGCAUCUCGGGGACCAGCAUGGCGACGCCGCACGUUGCAGGCCUGGGCGCGUAUCUGAUGGGUAUACGUGGGCCCAUGAGCGGAUCCGCCAUGUGCGAUCUUGUUAAGAAGUCGGCGCUGAUAGGGAAGAUUUCCGGAGUCCCGAAUGGCACGGCCAACAGGCUUGCUUAUAACGGCGGUGUUUGA